Notothenia coriiceps (black rockcod) is the source of this 1194-nucleotide messenger RNA. Its product is annotated as receptor tyrosine-protein kinase erbB-4-like. The transcript has 12 exons. NCBI's taxonomy places the organism in Eukaryota, Metazoa, Chordata, Actinopteri, Perciformes, Nototheniidae. The record is from RefSeq and is a predicted model, not a curated record. Bases 1 to 1194 code for a protein of 397 amino acids.
AUGGUUUGUCCCGGCACUGAGAACAAGCUGAGCACUCUGUCGGACCUGGACCUGCAGUACCGCACCCUGAAGAAGCUCUACGAGAACUGUGAGGUGGUCAUGGGCAACUUGGAGAUCACCAGCAUCGAUCGGAACCGCAACCUCUCCUUCCUCAAGCUCUCGACCACACUAGCCAAUGUUUCUUUGUCCACACUAACUCUUCGCGGGCACGCCGCCUACCAUCUUGAAUUAGACGUAGAAGAAGAAGAAGAGCCACAGAAGAGGACGCCAAAGAACGAACGAGAAGCUACAAGAAAGGUGCUGAACGGGGGAGUUUAUGUUGACCAGAACAAAUUCCUGUGCCACGCGGACACCAUCCAUUGGCGUGACAUUAUCAAGAACCCUCAGGCGGAGCUGCUGGUGGUGCCAUCCAACAACAGCAACCUUGGCUGCAGACGCUGUCAUCGCUCAUGUAACGGACGCUGCUGGGGCCAUCAGGAGGACCAGUGUCAAACAUUGACAAAGACGGUGUGUGCAGAGCAGUGUGACGGUCGAUGCUUCGGGCCUUACGUCAGCGACUGCUGCCACCGAGAGUGCGCCGGCGGCUGUGCCGGCCCCAAGGACACGGAUUGCUUCGCUUGCACCAAUUUCAACGACAGCGGAGCAUGUGUGACCCAAUGCCCCCAGCCGUUCGUCUACAACCCCACGUCCUUCCAGUUGGAGCACAACCCCAGAGCCAAGUACACCUAUGGAGCCUUCUGUGUCAAGAAAUGCCCACAUAAUUUUGUGGUGGACCACAGCUCCUGCGUCAGAGCGUGCCCCAGCAACAAGAUGGAAGUGGAGGAGAACCGCAUCAAAAUGUGCAUGCCCUGCACCGACAUCUGUCCGAAAGUGUGCGACGGCAUAGGGACGGGCAGCCUGCAGGCGGCGCAAACAGUAGAUGCCAGCAAUAUUGAUAACUUUGUCAACUGCACCAAAAUCAACGGGAACCUAAUCUUCCUCAUUACAGGGAUCAAAGGUGACAUGUAUCAUGGUAUCGGACCUAUGGACCCUGAACACCUCAACGCAUUCCGCACUGUGAAGGAGAUCACAGGAUACCUCAACAUCCAGUCUUGGCCUGAGAACAUGACAGAUCUGAGUGUGUUUUCCAGCCUGUCCACCAUUGGAGGUAGAUCCCUAUACAGGGGAUGCCAUGGGGCGCAGACACAGACCUGA